Arachis ipaensis is the source of this 2758-nucleotide messenger RNA. RefSeq names its product polyadenylate-binding protein 2. NCBI's taxonomy places the organism in Eukaryota, Viridiplantae, Streptophyta, Magnoliopsida, Fabales, Fabaceae. The record is from RefSeq and is a predicted model, not a curated record. Gene Ontology annotation, molecular function: RNA binding.
AACCCACACUAUAUACUCUCUUUACUGCUCCAUUUCUCACUCCUCUUUUUUCCUCUUCGGUACUCUCUUCCUGUGCUCUCUCUAUUUCACUUUUUAUUAUUACACCAUUUUUUUUCUUUCUCACGCGCCGCCGCGCUUCUUACCGGCGGCCACCACUUAUCCUUUUUUCGCAUCUACCUCCAUAUCUCUCCCUUCCCUCUCCUCGCUUUUCUCCAUAAAAAAAAAAAACAAAAAAUAGAAAAAUUUUAGAAAAAAACCUAAAAUUUGUCCGAAGGCUGUGGUUAUUGUUCUUCAAAUCUACCGUUUAGCUCAGUCUAGCUAGGGUUUAUUUUUCUGUUCUUCCUUAGGGUUUUAUUGUUCUGAAUAACAAGAGGAGGGGGAAGAGAAAAAGAAAAAAAAAAAAGAAAAAAAGAAAAUUUGGGUGAAAAAAGAAACCAGGAGUUAAGUUAUUUUCUUCUUCUUCUUCUUCUUCUGCUGCUGUUGUGUUGUUGAAGUAAUAAUUGUUGCUGUUGUUGUAGUAGCUGUUGUUGUUGUUGUUGAUUGAGAUGGCUCAGGUUCAAGUUCAGCCUCAGAAUGCGAUGGCGGGUCCCAACGGAGGAGCAGCUGGUGGUGCUGGUGGAAACCAGUUCGUGACGACGUCGCUUUACGUUGGGGAUCUGGACCCGACCGUGACUGAGUCGCAGUUAUAUGACCUAUUCAACCAAUUGGGUCAGGUUGUGUCCGUUAGGGUUUGCACCGACCUCACUAGCCGCAGAUCGCUCGGUUACGGUUAUGUCAAUUACAGCAACCCGCAAGAUGCUGCCAGAGCACUGGAUGUUCUGAACUUCACUCCUCUGAAUAACAAGCCUAUCCGCAUUAUGUAUUCACAUCGUGAUCCCAGUAUUCGUAAAAGUGGUGCUGGAAACAUAUUUAUCAAGAAUUUGGACAAGGCAAUUGACCACAAGGCAUUGCAUGAUACAUUUUCUUCCUUUGGGAAUAUCCUUUCUUGCAAGGUUGCUACAGACUCAUCUGGUCAGUCAAAAGGGUAUGGGUUUGUGCAAUUCGAUAGCGAAGAAGCUGCUCAGAAAGCCAUAGAAAAGCUGAAUGGCAUGCUGUUGAACGAUAAGCAAGUGUAUGUGGGACCCUUCCUUCGCAAGCAAGAGAGAGAAAGUGCCACUGACAAGGCAAAAUUUAACAAUGUGUUUGUGAAGAACCUAUCUGAGUCAACCACGGAUGAUGAUUUGAACAAGGUUUUUGGUGAAUUUGGGACCAUUACCAGUGCUGUUGUGAUGAGGGAUGGUGAUGGAAAGUCCAAGUGCUUUGGAUUUGUUAACUUUGAGAAUCCUGAAGAUGCUGCUAGGGCUGUUGAAGCACUUAAUGGCAAAAAAUUUGAUGACAAAGAAUGGUAUGUUGGAAAAGCACAAAAGAAAUCUGAAAGGGAGCAUGAGUUAAAACAAAAAUUUGAGCAGAGCAUGAAAGAAGCUGCUGACAAAUACCAAGGGGCAAACUUGUACAUCAAAAACUUAGAUGAUACCAUUGGAGAUGAUAAACUUAAGGAGCUGUUCUCCCCAUUUGGCACUAUUACCUCUUGCAAGGUUAUGAGGGACCCUAAUGGAAUCAGUCGAGGAUCAGGGUUUGUUGCAUUCUCAACUCCUGAGGAGGCCUCUAGAGCUCUCUUGGAGAUGAAUGGCAAAAUGGUGGUAAGCAAACCCCUCUAUGUGACUCUUGCCCAGCGGAAGGAAGAUAGAAGAGCUAGAUUGCAGGCUCAGUUUGCUCAAAUGCGGCCCAUUGCGAUGGGACCCACUGUUGGUCCUCGGGUGCCAAUGUAUCCCCCUGGUGGUCCAGGUAUUGGUCAACAAAUAUUUUAUGGUCAAGGCCCUCCUGCUAUCAUUCCUUCCCAGCCUGGGUUUGGUUAUCAACAACAACUUGUGCCUGGUAUGAGGCCUGGCGGGGCUCCUGUUCCAAAUUUCUUUGUGCCAAUGGUUCAGCAAGGACAGCAAGGGCAGCGUCCUGGUGGAAGACGUGCAGGUGGAGUCCAGCAGUCCCAGCAUCCAGUUCCAAUGAUGUCACCUCAGAUGCUUCCUAGGGGACGUAUGUAUCGUUAUCCACCCGCUGGUAGGGUUCCUGAUGUUCCCAUGCCUGGUGUUGCUGGAGGCAUGUUUUCUGUUCCGUAUGAUGUGGCCGGGAUGCCUAUGCGUGAUGCAACAAUCUCCCAGCAAAUUCCUAUUGGGGCUUUGGCUACUGCAUUGGCAAAUGCUUCUCCAGAGCAGCAGAGAACGAUGCUGGGUGAAAAUCUCUACCCUCUGGUGGAACAGUUGGAGCCUGAUAAUGCUGCCAAGGUGACUGGAAUGCUUCUGGAGAUGGACCAGACUGAGGUUCUGCACUUGCUUGAGUCACCCGAAGCCCUGAAGGCAAAGGUGGCCGAGGCAAUGGACGUCUUAAGGAAUGUUGCACAGCAGCAGCAGACUGGCGGUGCUGCUGACCAGCUUGCUUCAUUAUCACUCAAUGACAACCUUGUUUCUUAAGAUUUAUAUGUUGGGGUUUACAUUCCUAGUGAUGAUGGAUCUCUAUUGUCGGCGCUUGCUUGAUACAGUUUUCAGGUUGAGUUUGUUUCACUAGAUUAGAUACUUUUGGUUUGUUCUGGACCUCCUCCUUUUGGUUUUACGCUUAUUUAAAUUAUGCCUGGUACAAGGAAUUAUUUAAUUUCAUGUUUCUAGUUCGGUUGCAAGAGGUUUUUUUCUGGGAGGUUAGAUUAUGCAUUAUCUGUGAUUUGCUAUGC